Lithohypha guttulata is the source of this 990-nucleotide messenger RNA. RefSeq lists its product as uncharacterized. The coding region runs from base 1 to 990 and encodes 329 amino acids. The transcript has 5 exons. Gene Ontology annotation, cellular component: cytosol. Gene Ontology annotation, molecular function: protein serine/threonine phosphatase activity. The record is from RefSeq and is a predicted model, not a curated record. Lineage: Eukaryota; Fungi; Ascomycota; Eurotiomycetes; Chaetothyriales; Trichomeriaceae. Gene Ontology annotation, biological process: mitotic cell cycle.
AUGGACUCGAAGAUGGAUGUCGACGUUGGCAAGCCAGCGCAACCACAUGGCUUGUCGCCCGUCAGCGAUCAACAAUCGAUACCCACCUUGGAUGGCUGGAUUGAGAGUUUGAUGAACUGCAAACAAUUAGCAGAAAGCGAUGUGUUGAGAUUAUGCGAUCGAGCAAGAGAAGUGCUGCAGGAUGAGUCGAAUGUGCAGCCUGUGAAAUGUCCAGUCACAGUCUGCGGCGACAUCCAUGGUCAGUUUCACGACCUUAUGGAGCUGUUCAGAAUUGGUGGACCAAAUCCAGACACAAAUUACCUCUUCAUGGGCGAUUAUGUCGAUCGAGGGUACUACUCGGUUGAGACCGUCACUCUGCUUGUCGCGCUUAAGAUCCGUUAUCCUUCACGUAUCACCAUUCUUCGCGGUAACCACGAAUCUCGCCAAAUCACUCAGGUCUACGGCUUCUACGAUGAAUGCCUCCGCAAAUACGGCAACGCGAAUGUCUGGAAAUACUUUACCGAUCUCUUCGACUACCUUCCCCUUACUGCUCUGAUCGACAAUCAAAUCUUCUGCCUCCACGGUGGUCUCAGUCCAAGUAUUGACACGCUCGACAACAUCCGCAGUCUCGACCGAAUUCAAGAGGUACCUCAUGAAGGCCCCAUGUGCGAUCUCCUCUGGUCAGACCCAGACGACAGAUGUGGCUGGGGAAUCAGCCCAAGAGGUGCAGGCUACACAUUCGGUCAGGACAUCAGUGAGGCCUUCAAUCACAACAACGGCCUCACCCUGGUUGCAAGAGCACAUCAAUUGGUGAUGGAGGGCUAUAACUGGAGUCAGGAUAGGAACGUGGUCACCAUUUUCAGCGCGCCCAACUAUUGCUAUAGGUGUGGUAACCAGGCUGCUAUUAUGGAGAUUGAUGAGCAUCUGAAGUAUACCUUCUUACAAUUCGACCCGUGCCCAAGAGCUGGUGAACCAAUGGUUAGCAGACGUACCCCCGACUACUUCUUGUAA